AUGGACGCAGAAACGUUCAACCAGCUCGUUUCCUUAGGCACGUGGGACAAAAUUGUCCCCGAGUGUAAGAGGUUAGCGCUGAUUGGAAAAAUUACAAACGGAGUUCUCGGUCAAGCGUACGUUGUCCUCACCGCGUGUAAAAACCAAGGCGAAGACGAGAACGUUCUGAAAACUCUAGAAAAUAUCAUUCAAUUACUCACGCAAACACUUUUGCAACUGGAAGCGGAUUCGCCGUCCAAACGCGCUUUGGACGAAAUGAUGACGUUAAACCCGGACGAAACGUUCGACGGCAAAGCGGCGUGUCGAGAAAUCACGGAAAGACUCGACGCGAGCGUCGACGACGUCGUCUUGGAGUUGCAAAAGUUUUUAAAGAACUGCGAGUUGCAAGACGCCGCGUUCGAACGAGAUUUAGCGUUGGCCACGGAAACGGACAAUCGCGAAGAGUUCGAUCGACUGACCGGUUUAGUCGCCGCCAAGUUAGAGGCGAAAAGGCGGACGUUGGCGAUCUUAGGCUACCUCGAGAUCUCUUAG
Bathycoccus prasinos is the source of this 531-nucleotide messenger RNA. RefSeq lists its product with no specific name. Bases 1 to 531 code for a protein of 176 amino acids. The record is from RefSeq and is a predicted model, not a curated record. Lineage: Eukaryota; Viridiplantae; Chlorophyta; Mamiellophyceae; Mamiellales; Bathycoccaceae. The transcript has a single exon.